Messenger RNA from Toxoplasma gondii ME49, 5296 nucleotides. RefSeq lists its product as hypothetical. NCBI's taxonomy places the organism in Eukaryota, Apicomplexa, Conoidasida, Eucoccidiorida, Sarcocystidae. The coding region runs from base 465 to 4880 and encodes 1471 amino acids. The record is from RefSeq and is a predicted model, not a curated record. The transcript is spliced from 14 exons. Gene Ontology annotation, cellular component: COG complex. Gene Ontology annotation, biological process: intra-Golgi vesicle-mediated transport.
AAGAGACCUUUCUUCUGCGUUUCCUGCGCACCGGCUCGGUGCAACUCGUUUUAGUAAAGAGCGCCAUCUCAGGUCCUGUCGUUCCUCUGAAUGCCCUGCUCUCUCUCCUCGUGUCUUGCUUUUUUGACGGUGAGAGUAACGCUCGAAAGUCUCUUCCAGACAAAGCGUUCGUCUCGUUUGUUCUGAGUGAACUUUCCUCGGCGACUUCACAACCUCCUUCAGCUCCGGCUGCUUGUAAACAAACCUAGCUGUCUCGUCUACUUUUCGUCAAGACCGUCCAGUCUCCACUUCUCUCAGUCGCCUCGUUCUCUCUUCUCUGUCUCUCCUCUAUCUCCUGCUUUCCCCUUUCCUCCCAACUCGCUGUUGUCUCUUUCUUCUCGUCUUUCUUGUUCUUCCCUAGCGUGUCUGUGUUCCUUGUUCCUUCCUUUGUCUUUUCUCUGGCUUUUACCGCUUCUCUCUCGGCCAUGGAGGAGAGCAGGAGACGCCGCAGCUCUGCAGGCGAGAGAGCAGAGCCGUCUCUCGACGACUCGGGAGAUGUGGAGAUCGGCGACCUUCUCCAUUGUCUCGACUCCGCGACAGUCGACUUGGUGCACCACAGUUUGCCGAGUGAAGUUCUUUCCAGGUCGCAUCUGCCAUCUCAGAAAGAGACAGUUCCUUUCCAGAGCACCAAACAUGCGCGAGCUCUUGCGUCGCCCGCGCUCAAGUCCGACGCGCUGAACGUUGCAGUGUACGUACACCGCGUGGUCGGCCGCGGCGACGAGGCAAGCAGCGCGCAUGCAGCCGCGGCUGUGAAGGCGCUGGACGGCGCACUUGAGAGACUAGACGAGGAGAUGAAGAAGGCGGCGAUGUUCUCUCAAGGCGAGAGACUGGGAUAUGAAAACGACACAGAAAUCAAACACAGGCGGAGACACUCCUCCUUCUUCGAGGGAGACGCGGGGAGACGGUCGGGGGAAAAUGAGGAUGUUCGGCGACAUGCACAUGGAGGCGUACCUGCCUUGCCUGCGCUCCUGCGGCUUCUUGGAAGCGAUGGCGAGAAGGGGGAGGGAAGAAGAUUGAGAGGAGAAGAACUGAGAGAGAAGGAAGAGCAGGUCUUGCUUGCGCUACUGCACGAUUCGGAUGAGGAAAAGGAAGAGGAAAGGGGAGAGAAGCGACAACUCGAGGGAGACUGUGGACUUGUCGCAGACGCACUGGAUGGCACAAGCUUCAUUGAACAGGUCAAAGAAGAAAUCCAGGAUAUCUGUCGAGAAAGCAAACAACUGCACACCGAGGCCGACCGCAUGUACCAAAGUGUCGAAGAAGAAAUCCUUGUCGCCUCGCGACUGCUGCUCCUCCAGGAGGUCGUGCGUGAGUGCCUGCACUUUGUCUCCACAUUCAAGCGUCUUCUCAAAGAAGAGAGUCCGUCAGCAAAAGCCGCUCUCGUCAAAAAACUCCUCGCUCUUCUUCGCGAGCCCCAUCGCCUGUCUGCGAGCUGUUCGGCGGCUGUAUGUACACCUGGCGACGAACGCGGCAUACAAACCGGCGCUCCAUCUGCGGGAGAGACCGAGAAGGUCGUUGCUCUCGGCGAUCUCCAAAGUCUCUCGCACUGUGUCUCUCUUGUCCAGAGAGAAGCUGCUCAUCUCCGCAAUGCUGCCCGACAGCAACUCCUUCAGGCGGUCGAACAAGGCUCGUCUCUGUCCCUCGCGUCUGCGCUGGACGUAUUCUUCCUUCUGGACCAGCUGUGGGAGCAAGUCGAGGCCGUUCUGCGGACCCUCGUCGCGGGUGUAUGUACACCAGUCGCCACACAGACUCUGCAGAACGAAGCGAGCAGAGGCGCCGUCUCUGCAUGCACCCGAGUGGGGAAAGGCAGCCUCCCGGCUCUUCUCUGUCGCAGCGACUUCGAAUCAAAUCUAGCUGCGGAGACAGAGAGUUUCUUCUCUCGCCUGGAGGAAGGCCUCAAACGCGCCUCGCUUGUCGACCAGGUUCUUGCUGUCGGAGAGGACCCUGUGACGCGGCAGCCGUACACCGCGUUUCUCGUCGCGAGUGGAUUUGCUUCGACUUUGAGCGACGAAGUCUGGCGCGCGUCCUCUGUUCAUUUUUCUGCUGUUCUUCGUCAAGUCGGAGCCUUCGGACCUCUGCCCCCGUCUCUCCUGGCUGCACUCGCCUCCGCAGUUUCGCAGAGGACGCAGCGGAGACGGCGCGGCCCUGCGCGCGCUUCGGAGGAGCGCCAAGGGUCGACCGAAGAAGGGGAAGAAAACAGAGAACGCAGAGACACCGGAGACAACGAAGAAGAAAAGGAAGAAGAGGAAAAGCGAGAAGAAAGAGAGGCCGAACUCAGUCGGUUUGCCGCCUCUCUGGCGCCUCCACAACGCGCACUCGUGGAAGCCACACCUCUCCUUUCUUUUCUUCUUCUCGCUUUCCUGCGGCGAUGCGAAGAGAUCUCGAGAGCUGGCGUCCUCUCCAAAGCUCCGAGCGAGUCGCAGACCGGCGUCUUGCUCGGAACGAUUUCCCCCCUGCGCCAGGUGUACAUACACCUGCUUGCGGCGCGUCUGGACGGAGUUCUUUCCUCGCUGUUCUCGACGAAAAGUUUUUCUCAAGUGCGGCUUUUUCUGCGGCGCCUUCCGUCCGCAUUUCCCCUCUCCCUGCUGCUCCCUCCCGUUGGCUCAACGGCUUCUGGGAGUUCUUCCGGCGAAGAAGAAACAUGUCGAGAAGCUUUCUCGCGCCUCCUCCAGGCGGUCGACCCGGUGGUGCGCCUGCCGGCCUCGCCAGACAUCGAUGCGCUCGUUUCCGCCGCAUUCGGAGAGCUGGAGCGAGCGAGAGUCAGCACGGACGCGGAACUCACCAGGCAGGCCGCAGAUGUCGUCGAAGAGACUCUCGAAUCCCUCGUCCUGCUGUGUCUCUGUCAACUCCACCGAGACGUCGAACUGGAGCCUCCCGUUCUGGUCGACGCAUCCGGCAAGCAACUGCUGCGCCGCCUGCCGGCGGCCUCUGCUGCUCGCGUUCGAGUGUCGAAAGUUUUUGCCCUAUUCGCUGGAGUCGAGGCGGCGAUGAAAACUGUUUUGGAAGAAAAUCCUCACUUCCUGCCGCUUCUCCAGGCGCCCUCAGAAGAGCGGAGUGAGCGUGGAUCGUUUUCUUUCGAGGAGUCUUUGCGGGGCUUCCAAGCUUCUCCGUGUGUGUCUGGAGAGUUUUUCGGCGAUGCUGAAGAGGCAGAACAUGCACUUUUCUUGGAAAGGCUGUACAGCCAGAAACCGUCGUUGCUGCAGUGGAAUACGUUCAGAGAAGUUGCAGCUGUCAAGAGACGACUGCUCGCCCCUCUCUUUUCGAGCGUCGAACGCGCAGCUGUCGACGGCUGUUUGCAGCGCAUAGUCGAGGAACUUCCUGCCUCGCUUUCCUCGCCAGGCUCGAAGGCAGCCGACACCAGGGAAAGAACAGCGGCAAGAGGAGAAAUGGCGGCAACUGAAGAUGUGGAGCAACUGCAUGCGUUGUGCGAACUGGAGCGGCUCCUAUGUCACGUCCAACAACAGUACCUCUGUCUGCUUCCGCCCGCGUCUCUUGUCGCGCCUCUCUCCAGUCUCUCCCUCGCGGUUCUGGAAACUCUGCUCAGUCUCGCAUGCGUCUGUGAAGCGGGAGACGAGCGCGCCAGAGCCUUCGUUGCCGCCGUCGUCGCGCGAGGAGAAGUCCUCCUCUCUGCCUUUUGGACGGACUUCCACAAACACGUGAGGGUCGGAUCCGACAUGCUUCGCAACGUCCGUCGUCUUCUUUUUGCGGAUUCUCCGUUCCUCCUCCACGAGGUGCUCACCCUCCUGCCUCAACAAGAACCUUGGCUCUGCAGUGAAAACGGAACUUUUUCAUCUUCCUCGUCAGCGUCCUCUUCGUCUUGUCUUGCUUCGCCUGCUUCUCUCGUGACUUCUUCUUUGCCGCCGCUGCUCGUGGCUGUUCAUCUGCUGUAUCGCCUGCCCGCUCAGUCGCACUCACAGCAGUCUCCUGCUGGGCCGCCCGCAUGUCUUCGGCUUCCAGGAGGCGCGCCGGAGCUCGCGCGCCGCCUCUCGGCGUAUCUUCGGAGAGAGCGAAGAGAGCCGUAUGGAGAAGGAGAAGAAGAGCUGGAGACAGAGCACGAGGAGACAGUCCAGAAGCUGAGGAGAGAUCUCCGCCAUGUGGUGACCCUCUGGGGCAAGGGCGAGGAAUCGAAAGAAAGCACAGGCGACGGACGCGAGGGAGAGGAGAGAAGAGAGAGAGAAGAAAGAAGAGAGAGAAGAAAAGCGAGGGGAUGGAUGCACAGAGACAGAGAAGAAGAGAAGCGAGAGGAUUUGAAGCUUCUGACGCAAGUGGCUCGUCUUCUCAACGCUGCAGUGAACGGAGGCCGAGAAGUCGCCGAAGGAAACGCGCGAGAAAUCGUUACUUCUGCCCAUGAAGCCCCUGAGAAAUCAACACCUGCAUCUUCUCUCGAGCAAACGCCUCUUUCAGCAGAAAACGCAGUGCCGGUAAACCCCAGUCCCUUCUCGUCUUCUGCUUCGCCUCCCUCUCCGUUUUCGGCUUCUCCCUGUUCCUCCUCUGCUCCUGCUCUCUCGUCUUCUUCGUCUCUUUCUUCUUCUUUGCCUUCAUUGUCUGUGCAGGCCGGAGAAGCGGCCCAGGAGCAGAAAGCGGGUGCGCGUUUACCUGGCUUUCCAAAGGUUCACUCGAAUUCGCUGCAGUCUCCAAGCUUGUCUUUGAAUGGAGUCGGAGAGCCGCAGAACUCAUGGGGGCAGACGAUGGGAGAUAGAGAAGAUCCGAAGGCGGCGCAAGUGCCUGCGCUCGGCGCUUCCCCAUAUCUAGGCUGGGAAGCAGAAAAAGAGAGAGAACAAGAGCCUCACGCGAGGACCGAAAGCAGUGUUCCUUGGCACCCGCCGCCUCCACCCUGUCUGUAAGCUGAGAGACAGAGAGAAGAGAGAGGACAGGAAGGAGAACAACAAGGACAACAAGAGAGAGAAGUCUGAGAACAACAAGGACAACAAGAGAGAGAAGUCUGAGAACAACAAGGACAACAAGAGAGAGAAGUCUGAGAACAAGAGAGGAGAUAUGAGAAUCGCCCCCGGAGCUUUGAUGCGAGCCGAGGAAGACCCAGCGAAGGGAAGUCGAGCCUAAACUGCUUUUUCUCGGAUUUCUAACUGGUGUCGACACCGGUGGAGAGACAGUAUGCGGAAAGGGAGAAGUAUCUUUGUGAGAGAAGCUUCCUUCGCCUCCCUUUUCCGUUAUGAGCGUCUUUCGGUGUCGCGCACAGGGUGCCGUCAGUUCAACAACUUCGUACAAAGACGCAAGAGCAUCUUUGGUUUUAAAAGUUAGG